CUCUCGCGUGACACUCAAGCCCAACGCAGCGCGUGCUUUAACCGUUGCUGUGGAAACGCUCAACACAUUUUUUUCUCUCGUGAAGCAGCAGAGCCAUCUUACUUCCCUUCUUAAAGAUAAAUUGUAGAUUGGUCUGAGUUAAUCCAUCGUGCUUGGUUCUAACAGUCAUGAAAGGUGUGGUUCGGUCCGCUCCGUGUGCCGCGGUCAGACUCGGGGCUCAGGGGCGGCGGGACGAGACGCUGUGCUCCAUCCGGCGCGCCGAGCGCCUGGUGCUCCAGUCCCAUGUGCACGCGCUGGAUUCCGCCACACGCUAUCGGACACCACCGUUUCCAUCUAAACUCCCGGAUUUAGCGCUUCUGGCUCACAGUGUGAACGGAACGCAGCGUGAUGACGACAUCAAAACUCGACCUAAAUCCCCUGGGACUAUGUUGCAUUCAUUAGGCGCAAGCAGCCCGUUCCCACCACCUGCGCUGCGUGAGAAAAGUGCAGGCCUCAGCGUAGCAGUGGCUGCUGAAUACACCCGUGCCGUACUGCUAGUAGAAGGCCGUUUGCGGAGGCAGGCAUGGAGGAUCACUGAGGAAGCCACUAGGCUGGAUCAUCAGAAAGAAAAACUGGAGAAACUGUUGCGAAGUAUCAGGACAGCACUGCUCAUCAACCAGAAAACCACAGACGAGCGGAAACGAAGACCGGCCACUGAGACUGAAAAAGAUGGAGCUGAUCAUCUGCUUUGCCAUGAGAGGAAGGGCUUGAAUGAGCUGAAGCAGAAAUUGGAGACUCUGCUGAGAGACACUUUAACUCAGCUGCAGAUCCUAGUUCAGAGCAGCAGACAGCUCCUGGACUGUGCCUUUGAAAGAUCCAGGGUAAUUGAUCUGCUCCCUCAACAUGGAUCACCUUCAGCAGCUGUACAUCUCUCACUCUCUCCUCUGUCACUGAAACCUGACCCCUCUGGUCCAUUUACCCCAGAGUGUAAAGAGGCGCUAGAGUCAUCAGCAGCUGUGUUGCAGACAUCUCAGCAGCUCAGCGGGAGCAUUGAACAGGUCAUGUGUGACGCCGUCAUUAAACAGGCAACUCUGCAUCGCUCAGUCAAUGACGGUCUGUUGAAGAAAAUUGCAGAAACGCAGAGUCUACAGCAACGUCUAACGCUGAGCUCAGCGGCCACUAGACAGGCCAUCUACCGUAAACAGAGACAGAUGCAGUGUGCCAGCUACAGUCAUGGUAGAACUUUGGGUCCAGUCUCCUCUGACGACCUAUUCUGCAGAGAGAGGAUGAACAGGCCUGUUGUGCAAGCCUAUGAGAGACAUCCAAGUGUUCAGCUGCCUGAGUCCAGACUCCUAACACAGGGCAGUGUUAUGCUGAAGCAGCAUUUGGAGUGUGCAGAGAAAGCAGUAGAAGAGCUGCAGGUUGCACACUUGCAGCUGGAGGACGACUCGUGUGCAAAGAGAGUGGCAGCGAGUGUAGACUCCGCUAUAGUCCGGCUUCGAAGAAGGAAUAUACCUCACAUGUUUGUCCACUCAGUAAGCACAUAAAACGAUCACUUCUGUGUCUGCACUUUCAAACUCAUAAGUACUCCUCUGUGACCAGUUUUAUACUAGUGAUGUGUUGUUCAUGAACGAUUCCUUAAUUUUGAUUCCUUCAUCUUUAAAGCGCACCUUUUAUGGUUUGAUGUGCCUAAUUUAGUUUUAAAGGUCCCAUACAAUAGAUUUACAAGCAUCCAAGGUCACAAAACACUUUAAUGUGCUCAUAAUUUAAACUGCAGCAUUACCUUUUCCCCCAGUGUCAAAACGACUCGUUAAAUGAUCUGUCCUAAAGGAUUCGUUCUAAACUCCUCCUUUCAGAGAGCAUACUCUGCUCUGAUUGGUCAGAUGUCACAGUCUGUUGUGAUUGGUCUACCACUGUCAGCGUGUUUCAAUAAGGAAACGCCCACUACCAUAACGAGUUUCAGCUCCUUCUGUUCGCGAGCAGCUGAUGAAAAGCAGAGGCGGGGCUUUUUUUUACAACCCUACGUAGGUUAGUUCAGGAAGUAAGUCUGGAAUUACUAACGACUCGUUUCAGCUGUUCAGAAUCGCUUCCUUCUUUUGGGAGUCAAUAACUACGUUUGUCGUGCGCUUUGAUUUUUGAAACUUUGCAGACUUUUUUCAUUCACAAACAGCUCUAUAACACAUUACAUGAAAGAUAAUAUUUGAAAAACCAUAAUAGGUGCACUUUAAUAUGUCUUGGGAACAACGAAUUGUCUCCGAGAGUGAUUCGUUCAUUUUGUGUUGACCACGCAUGUGCUGCACCAUCCCCAUAGGUUCUGUACAGGAAACAGAAAGGAUUAGUUCACCUUUCGAGUCUUCGGGUUCAAGUCGUUCGUUCGUCGACUCGGAUCGGGGGGUGAGGUGAACUAACAGACUGCAUAGCCUGAAGACCAGCUAAGCAAUUAAUUAAUCAUUUCUGUUUCUCAUAAUUUGGCCUUGGUUGCAUUAGCUGAUAGUUUAUUUCUUAUUUUAAACGUGAUCAACAUUUGCGUAAAUACUAGAUGUGUUGGGGAAUUUAACGUAACAUUUUUAUUAUAUUCUGCUGAAGUGAACGAAACGACUCAAAAAAAGAUUCGUUCAUUUUGCUGAACGAGAUUCAAAGAUCCGAGUCAGUAAAAUGAUCCCAACUUCCCAUCACUAUAUUAUACAGGGUUGACAAUGUGAGUGUAUUACGUGUGUAGAUUGUAUUGAUGCUUUUUUUAACAGAUCGUAUUAACUGACAUAAUGGCCCAUACUGACCCAUACAUCUGGUGAUCAUUAAAUAAAAUUAAUCUUAAGCCUUUGUUUGUGUCUUUGUCUUUAAAAAUCAGUGAUUAAUUUGAAGGAA
This is a messenger RNA of Ictalurus furcatus (blue catfish), 2844 nucleotides long. It is a transcript of the gene tektl1, whose product is annotated as coiled-coil domain containing 105. The coding region runs from base 168 to 1526 and encodes 452 amino acids. NCBI's taxonomy places the organism in Eukaryota, Metazoa, Chordata, Actinopteri, Siluriformes, Ictaluridae. The transcript has 8 exons. The record is from RefSeq and is a predicted model, not a curated record.